Messenger RNA from Penicillium subrubescens, 4326 nucleotides. Its product is annotated as putative ABC multidrug transporter. NCBI's taxonomy places the organism in Eukaryota, Fungi, Ascomycota, Eurotiomycetes, Eurotiales, Aspergillaceae. Gene Ontology annotation, biological process: transmembrane transport. Gene Ontology annotation, molecular function: ABC-type transporter activity; ATP binding; ATP hydrolysis activity. The record is from RefSeq and is a predicted model, not a curated record. The transcript has 7 exons. The coding region runs from base 1 to 4326 and encodes 1441 amino acids. Gene Ontology annotation, cellular component: membrane.
AUGCCCGCUCCUCUUCACUCCCACCCUCACACUUCCUCAUUUGCUCCCACCCAGGGAGUAGUGCAAUCCUCUGGGGACAAUGGUCCACAGGUGCAUGUUUGCCACGAGGAUGAGGAUGCCAUCGCAGAUAUCCACCGGACUCUGACUGUCCAGGAGGAAUAUUCAGAGCCUCAUUCAUCAUUUGACAGGUUCCUCGAGCAGGAGGUCCAAGGAGGCAAGAAGCGCUCUAACCUAGGCGUAUGCUUCCAGUCAGUAUCGACGUGGGGCGAAGGUGACGGUCAUACCGAUGUGAAAACUCUAGGAACGGCUCUCUGGCGCACAUUGACGUUCCGAGAUAUCUAUGAGUGGACUGUUCAGCCAUUGAUAACAACAAAAGAUCCGCAGAAGGCGCAGAGGGGUCGCCAACUCAUUCGAGAUUUCUCUGGUGUGGUUCAGAGUGGUGAGAUGAUGCUUGUUCUCGGCCGCCCAGGAGCUGGCUGUUCAACCUUUCUUCGCACUAUUGCAGGCCAUCAUUCCUCUUUCCUAGGGGUAUCGGGCUCGAUCGAUUAUUCUGGCUUAUGUCCAGAUGAAGUGAGAAAACACUAUCGCAGUGCUGUCGCUUAUGUCCCUGAGGAUGACGUGCAUUUCCCUACACUCAACGUGCGCCAAACGCUCGAAUUCGCGCUCCAAAGCAAGACCCCAAAACGCUACCAGGAUCGGAUCCCGAAGUACUUGGAGAUCUACGGACGAGUAUUCGGCAUGACUCACACCAUGAAUACACUCGUCGGCAAUGAGUAUAUUAGAGGUGUUUCUGGUGGUGAACGCAAACGAAUCUCAAUCAUCGAGUCGUUAGCAACUGAUUCAUCAGUGACUUGUUGGGAUAAUUCAACCCGGGGCCUCGACGCUUCAUCUGCGCUAGACUACGCGCGCAGCUUACGGAUUAUGACCGACACCUGUGGCAAGGCUACGCUUCUCACGCUUUAUCAGGCAUCGGAUGCUAUUUACGAGUUGAUGGACAAAGUUCUCCUGAUCGAUGAAGGUCGCAUGCUCUUCCAAGGCCCCGCUAAAGAGGCUAAGGAGUACUUUGAGGAUCUAGGAUACGAGUUUGCCAACAUGCAGACUACAUCCGAUUUUCUGACUAGUAUCACGAUCCCCGAGCGGCGGAGGUUCCGACCUGGCUGGGAAAAUCGGGCUCCCAAAGGGCCCAUUGAGCUUGAAUAUGCCUUCCGACAAAGUCAAGCGUUCAAGAAAAUUGAAGCUUCGGUCGAGCAGUACGAAGACAGGGGACGCUCAACAUACCCAACUGAUUCGGAGUGUGGCAGCGUGGAAGAAUUCAAACGCACCAUGCAGGGCGAUAAAUCUCGCUUCGUAUCGUCCAAGUCUCCCUACACAAUCUCCUUAUUCCGCCAAAUUGUUCUGUGUUCUCAACGUCAAAUGUGGCAGUUGAAAGGCCACAUGGGGCCUUUGUACAUCAAGCUAAUUUCUGCCGUCGUGUACGGGCUACUGGUGGGCUCAAUGUUCUACAAGCAGCCCCAGACUACUGAUGGGAUGUACUCGCGAGGCGGCGUCCUCUUCUACUCGUCUAUCUUGCUUGCAUGGCUACAGAUGUCAGAGUUGGAAGAUGCUAUGCAAGGUCGUGAUAUUCUCAGUCGCCAGAAGAAGUUUGCAUUCGUGCGGCCUAGUGCGGUUUGUCUCGCUCGAGUCAUGCAAGAUAUACUCGUGACUUUUAUCUUGACCUUCCUUUAUCUGAUCGUGCUAUACUUCCUUUCUGGACUACGCCCUGAGGCCGGUCCAUUUUUCAUUGACUUCCUGUUUAUCUACACAUGUACAGUCUGUCUGACAUCUCAGUUCCGUGUGUUCGCUGCUAUGUCUGGGAAUUUCGAGGUCGCAUUGCGUUACUGCGGUGUGUCUGUGCUGUUCUGCAUUGUCUUCGGUGGAUAUGUUCUGUCAGUGGACAAGAUGAUCCAGGACGUUCCGUGGGUUGGAUGGCUCGCCUAUACGACCCCUGCGCUAUACACUUACGAAUCUGUGAUGGCUGCCGAAUUCCACAAUAUGAAUUUCACCUGUGCUGCAUCUUCAAUUGUCCCAUCAGGCUCAAACUACACGAAUGUUGCAUAUCAAUCCUGCGCAUAUGCGGGAAGCAAGAUUGGUAGCAUUGUGGUCAACGGCGAUGACUAUCUAGCGGCGCAGUUUGGAUUCUACUAUAGCCAUGUCUGGCGAAACUUUGGUAUUCUCUGUCUUUUCAUCGUCGUCUUUAUUGGUCUCACUUGCUGGCUGAGCGAGGUCAUGGAGUGGGAGCUGGACAGCGCAGGCCCGAUUCAGUACAAGCCUACCAAAGGCUGGUUCAAGCGGAACAAGACGGUCGACAAGGACGACGAAGAGAGGAGCCCUGUUCCUGCAGACCCACGGGCAGCUCCAGCCGGCCUCACAGAAAAUAGUCCUCAGCAGUUUUUGGCAGUGACAGAAUCCACAUUCACAUGGGCCGACUUGGAACUGAACGUGCAGAUCGGGAAGGAGACUCGGAAGCUGCUGGAUGGAGUGUGCGGAUAUUGCAAACCCGGUUCUCUGACAGCCCUUGUUGGUGCAUCGGGAGCUGGAAAGUCGACGUUGCUGACUGCCCUCACACAACGGCAGAGUGCGGGAGUCUUGACAGGCUCUCAGUAUGUUGAUGGCAAACCUAUUGAUGGAUCUUUCAACCGACAGAUUGGGUACUGCCAACAAAUGGAUAUCCAUGACGAAAGUAGCACUAUCCGCGAAGCCUUUGAAUUCUCAGCCUUGCUCCGACAAAGCCAUGACACCCCAAAGGAAGAUAAGCUGGUAUACGUGGAAACCGUGUUACAAACACUGGAUCUAGUUGAGCUGCAGAAUGCGGUCAUUGGAUCGUUGGAUAUUGAAAAGAAGAAGCGUGUCACGAUUGGGGUGGAGCUUUGUGCCCGGCCCAAGCUGCUACUCUUCUUGGACGAACCAACCAGCGGACUGGAUAGCCAGGGUGCGACUAGCAUCGUGGCUUUGCUUCGGCGACUGGCAAAUCAAGGUCUAGCUGUGCUGUGCACGAUUCACCAGGCGAAUCAGCAGCAGUUUGAAGAGUUCGACCGUGUCCUGGCCCUGAGUCCCGGCGGAAAAACUUAUUACUUCGGACCCGUCGGUGAAUCUGGAGCAGUGAUUUUCCAUUACUUCAAGAAGAAUGGCCAUGUUCCGCAAAACGUCACUAAUGCUGCCGACUUCCUCAUUGAGGUGGUUGUCGGCGGCAUGAAGGCCUCUAGUGACAAGAUCGACUGGGCCUCGGUCUGGCGCAACUCACAAGAAGCUGAAGAUGUCAAGAACGAAAUCGCCAAAAUUCGCUCUCACGACAGGCAUGAAGCUCUGGCCGCUCCACGCCUGCCGCCUCUGUAUCAGCAGAUAGUCCUCCUCACCCAGCGAACGUGUCGCCAAUUUUGGAGAACGGCCGAGUACCCGUACUCGCGACUGUAUUCGUCGUUCUUGCACGCUCUCAUCAACGGACUUACAUAUCUCCAAAUCGGGAACAGCACAACCGAUUUACAAUCUAAGGCCUUCUCUUGUUUCCUGGUUCUCAUGCUGGUGCCCGAAUUCAUCAACGCCAUCUCUAUGAGAUUCAUCAUGAACCGCGAUAUCUGGCUGGCAAGAGAAGGGCCCAGUGGAGUGUACGACUGGAUUGCGUUCAGCACCGCGCAGAUCAUCUCUGAGAUUCCGUAUACAAUUGUCGGCGGAGUCAUCUUCUACGUGUUGUAUUACUUCAUGGUCGGGCUGCCGUUAGGUUUCGCGGCUGGGUAUAGUUUCCUGAUGUUCUUCAUGUUCUUCCUUUUCGCUACAUCGUGGGGACAGUGGAUUGCUGCUUUGAGCUCCGACUCCAUGGUCGCCGCAACCCUGAUGCCAUUCUUCAUCAUCAUGUGUGAGCUUUUUAACGGCAUACUUCGACAUCAUGACCAGAUGCCCGCUUUCUGGAAGUACACCAUGUAUUACGCCACGCCUUUCACGUACUGGAUCGGCGGUGUGCUAGCAGCCGUCCUCGGUGGCACACCCGUGAUCUGUAGUGAGAGCGAAUUGACCCUCUUCGAAAGCCCGCCGAACAUGACCUGCGGCGAGUACGCUGGCCCAUGGCUCUCGAAACAGGGUGUGGGGUAUCUGUCCAAUGAGAACAGUACUGGCACUUGUGGAUACUGCCCGUACAGCUGGGGCGAUGACUACUUGUCCGGCAUCGGGCUGGAUGACUCGAAGAUCUGGCCAUACUUUGGCAUUUUCCUCGCCUUCACGGUCACCAACUAUUUGAUGGUGUAUUUGCUUGUUUAUGUUCGAUCGGUCAUGAAGCCAUUCUGGCGAUCGAAGUGA